Molecule: messenger RNA, 2013 nt
Organism: Baudoinia panamericana UAMH 10762
Lineage: Eukaryota; Fungi; Ascomycota; Dothideomycetes; Mycosphaerellales; Teratosphaeriaceae
Product: glycoside hydrolase family 16 protein
Exons: 2
Coding region: 99-1637 (512 amino acids)
Biological process (GO): glucan catabolic process
Molecular function (GO): hydrolase activity, hydrolyzing O-glycosyl compounds
Source: RefSeq, a predicted model, not a curated record
CGUCAAGGUAGCAGGCUGCUUUUCGAGAUACUCAUCCCCAACUCACUACUUUCAUUCAUUUACGGCUAGCCCGUAUCGUCAUUCAUUCUUCGUUCAAGAUGGGUAUCAAAACAUUCCUUCUGGCCGCCCUCGUCGGCCUCAGCAGUGCUGCUUACACGCUCGAAGACGACUACGUCUCAGGCGGAAACUUCUUCAGUCUGUUCUCAUUCUUUACCGCCGCCGACCCAACGCACGGAUUCGUCCAGUAUGUCGACCAGGGCACAGCGCAGAGCGCUGGCUACAUCAACGAGACCUCGAGCUCCGUCUACAUUGGAACGGAUUACCACAACGUCGCCUCUUCCAGCGGUCGCCAGAGCGUCCGCAUCACCAGCAACAAGGCUUACAACGCCGGCACACUCAUUGUCCUUGAUCUAGCUCACAUGCCUGGUGGAGAGUGCGGUACUUGGCCCGCUUUCUGGACGGUUGGUCCCAACUGGCCAAACUCUGGUGAGAUCGAUAUCAUUGAGGGCGUCAACUCGCAAACUACCGAUUCCAUGACGCUCCAUUCCAGCAGCGGUUGCUCGAUCACCAACAACGGUGCUUUCUCCGGCACCAUCGCUACCAGCAACUGUGACAUCAACGCCGCUGGCCAAGCUACCAAUGCAGGCUGCGGCAUCUCGAACACCAACACUCAGACUUACGGUGCGGGCUUCAAUGCUGUUGGAGGUGGUGUCUACGCUAUGGACUUCGAAGCCUCCGCCAUCACCAUCUACUUCUUUCCCCGCGGCGCGAUUCCAUCCGACAUCAACAGCGGGUUGCCGAACCCAUCGGGCUGGGGCACGCCGGUCGCGCAGUUUCAGGGCGCAUGCGAUAUCCCAUCACACUUCAACAGCCAGCAGAUCGUCUUCGACCUGACCUACUGCGGUGACUGGGCCGGUGCGGUGUGGUCUACCGAUGCCGUUUGCGCACCUCUGGCAAGCACCUGCAACGCCUACGUGCAGAACAACCCGUCUGCCUUCCAGAGCGCAUACUGGCAGAUCAACUCGUUGAAGACGUACCAAUACUCUGCCAACAGCGUCAGCUCAAGCUCCACCAGCACCUCAUCAACAAGGUCGACCACAUCCACCUCCACGACCUCGACGACUGCUCCUACCACCACGAGCACCACAACUUCAACACGAACCACCAGCUCUUCGAGCACCACAAGCACCACCACUACGAGCUCUACAAGCACCACAAGGCCCACAAGCACUACAAGCAGCUCAAGCACAACGAGCACCUCCACGGCAGCGCCGACGACAACCUCCCGCAGCUCAACCACAACCUCUACAUCUGCGGCCCCCACUACGACCGCCAGCCCGAGCACCAACCCAGCUCCGGUCAGCUCCUCCACAGGCCCCAUCACCGUCUCGGUGCCGUCGACCUUCUCCACCAGGCCUAUUGCGACAGGCAACUCUGCCUUCAACGCAAACUCCACGGCGACCCGAAACUCCACGGUCUCUGCCAGUUUCAGGUUCUCCGCGUCCGCGAACUCCACUGGUCCGGCGAUAGUUACUGCUGCAUCUGUCAGCUCUCUCGACCCUUCGUCGACCAGCACCUCAACGACGACUCGCUUCCGUCACCAUCGUUUCUUCCCGGAUGACAGACGCGCCGUAUAGAGCGGGAACGUCAGCAUGGGCUAUGCAUUGCAUAAGCUGCCUGUCGCUACCGCUUUCAGUGGAAUGGCAUGAGCAAUGUUGAUUUUGAGCGUUCAAUGAACAUACUUCUGUGCAUAGCUAUAUAGCAGGGUACAUGGCAAAAGCCGAGCAUACCACCCAAACCUUCACUGUUCCCUCGCUCGAACCUUCGCCGCGACUUGUGCUGUUCCAACCUUACGCACCCUGUGGCUUUCUGCGUCCCUUCUGUCAGCAUCAUUUCUGGAAAACGGUACGGCACCAGGCGCUUACAGUAUGCAACAGGCGGGCUUGCAGCGCACUAUAUAAACACCGGAAGGGCAGUGAAUGUAGGCUGCGACUCCGUCUCAGACAAUCGACA